This is a messenger RNA of Ilex paraguariensis (yerba mate), 854 nucleotides long. The record is from the annotation of a GenBank genome assembly. NCBI's taxonomy places the organism in Eukaryota, Viridiplantae, Streptophyta, Magnoliopsida, Aquifoliales, Aquifoliaceae.
AUUCCCAGUUUCCUGCCUUCCUGGUCUCCCAUUAGCCGUUAGAUACGUUCUCGCUCGCUCGCUUGCUCGUUCGUUCUUUCUGCAGAGUUCAUUCUAAUGUCUGUAGCAAUGCGGAGCCUAAUUGCCCGGCGUGUGACCAAGCUCUGUGGUGGAAUCUCCAACCCUCUGUCUCGAACAUGGCUGAAUCAAAAGAGGUCGUACAGUCUGAUACCAAUGGUUAUAGAGCACUCGUCUAGAGGGGAGAGAGCUUACGACAUAUUCUCCCGACUCCUCAAAGAGCGAAUCGUCUGUAUCAACGGCCCCAUUUCUGACGACACAGCCCACGUUGUGGUGGCUCAGCUUCUCUUCCUCGAAUCCGAAAACCCCUCCAAACCCAUCCAUAUGUACCUCAACUCCCCUGGCGGCACCGUCACUGCAGGGCUCGCAAUUUAUGAUACAAUGCAGUACAUUCGAUCCCCAAUUAAUACUAUAUGCAUGGGUCAAGCUGCAUCCAUGGCUUCUCUUCUCUUGGCAGCUGGUGCAAAGGGUGAGAGACGGUCUCUCCCUAAUGCGACAAUUAUGAUUCACCAGCCUUCAGGUGGGUACAGUGGGCAGGCUAAAGAUAUGACUAUUCACACAAAACAGAUUGUUCGGGUUUGGGAUUCACUGAAUGUGUUGUAUUCAAAGCAUACGGGACAGUCCGUAGAGAUAAUUGAGAAAAAUAUGGAUCGGGAUAACUUUUUGACUCCAGAAGAGGCCAAAGAUUUUGGGAUAAUUGAUGAGGUCAUCAAUCGAAGGCCAAUUACUCUGGUGACUGACAAUGUUGGAAAUGAAAGCAAAGAUAAAGGUUCUGAUUAGGAUUUGAGUUUAAGGUG